Dermacentor albipictus is the source of this 672-nucleotide messenger RNA. RefSeq names its product piggyBac transposable element-derived protein 4-like. NCBI's taxonomy places the organism in Eukaryota, Metazoa, Arthropoda, Arachnida, Ixodida, Ixodidae. The record is from RefSeq and is a predicted model, not a curated record.
AUGCCUAAAGAAUUCAAAGAGCUGAAGCUGAAGAAGGGCGAGUGCAAAACUUCGUUCUCUCACGGAAUCAUGGUGAUGCAGUGGAAGGACAGAAAGCCUGUCACCAUGCUUUCAACUUGCCACAGAGAAGCAGACAUCAUAGACACUGGAAAAAGGCGACACAAGGGGUAUGAGCCAGUGCUGAAACCGCGAGUUGUACAAGACUACAACAAGGGAAUGGGAGGCGUUGACCGUCAAGACCAGCAGUUGGCUUCCUUUCCCAUUAUGCGGCGGUAUGCGAAAGGGUACAAGAAGAUAUUUUUUUAUGUUCUUGAUAUUGCCAUCUACAAUUCCUACGUUUUGCGAGCUAAGAAAACUGGGAAGAAAUGGUGUUACACUGAAUGGAAGAUCAGUCUUGCAGAAGGAAUCAUUGAAGAGACAGCGACGCUGGGAUAUCGAAGGCGAGGUGCGCACACUACGGCACCAUCUCCAAUGCGCCUUGAGGCUACCGAAUGGGCCCAUUUCCCACGCCAAAUCGCGCCAAAUCCUGUCAAGCAGAACCCCUCAAGGCAAUGCCAGGUGUGUAAGGCCAGAGGAAAGAAAAGUGAAAGCCGCUGGGAGUGCAAAAAGUGUGGUGCUGCUCUGCACAUGCCAGAGUGUUUCAAGAUUUUUCACACAGUGAAAUGCCUAUGA